AAUAAAGAAAUUGGAAAGGCAAUGGAGCGCAAUUCAAUUCAAAUACCAUCUGCUUCAGUGUCGCCACUGUAUCGUCGUCACCACCACUGAGCUUGAUUGUUGAACAUCAAUGGCGGACAAUAAAGACCUAUUCGCUUCCGUUGUCUCAGACAUAAAGACCUACACUGGCAAAGACCCUCUUCUUCCUUGGAUUCGAGGGAUCCGAAAGUUGAAGGAUUUACUUCCAACUGAACGUCUAAACGAGAAACUUCCUCGUUUUCUUCAGAAAUGCACUCAGACCUUCGAGUCCGAUCGCCGUUACCGGAACGACAUACGUUACCUUCGCGUUUGGUUGCAGUUGAUGGAUUUUGUGGAUGAUCCAAGAACGCUUUUGGGGGCCAUGGAGUCGAAGCAUAUUGGGACAAAGCAUUCUCUGUUCUACCAAGCAUAUGCUCUUUACUAUGAGAAGAGCAAGAAUUUUGAGGAGGCUGAGAAGAUGUACCAUGUAGGAGUUCAGAACCUUGCAGAGCCUGUUGAUGAGUUACAAAAAUCUUAUGAGCAAUUCCUUUGUCGCCUGAAGAGACACAACAACAAAAUAACCAAGCGCAAGGAAAAAUCUACAAAAGAGUACUUGUCUGGGAGGGGUGCCCCUCUCAGUGGCAAUGAGACUGAAGUAAAGAAUCAAAUGCCUCAUGAGAAUGAUGGUAGAACAAAGAAAAUAACAGAGGGAAGUUCUCAGCAACUGAAGACAUUAACUGAUGCUGAUAGUAAGGAUCUCCAUGGACCUAGAAAUAAGCAGCAAGCACCUGCUGAAAAAGAGUUGGGUAAAUCCAAUAUGUUUUGUGGUGAUGAUACAAUUGUGGCGAAGUUUGUAGGUACUGCAAUUGUUGGAAAAUCUGAAGCAGAAGAUGUUUGUCAUCAUGGGUUGGUUGAGCCUACAAUAAAUAUGAAAGAAGCAAUGAAUGCCAUAAACAGUAUGUUUAGUGAACCUCUGGAGACUGCUCCAGUUGGUAGAUCAUGCAAAAGACUACCGAAUAAUGAUGUCAAUCGAAACAAUGAAUUCCCUAUAUUUAUUGAUGAAAGCUUGGAUAAUGGAGUCAAAUUAGCAGACCAAAGGGAAGAAAACAGUAGUAGAAAUGAAAAUUUCAAUCUUCAUCAGGAACCUUUCAGUAUUUUUAUUGAUGAUGAUGAUGAUGAAAAUCCCGCGGAAGAUAAUUUGGAUCGGAAUAAUUUUUGCAAUUCUAGAGAAGAUAAUGGAUCUGCUUCAUGUGCAAAUGUAUUUGUGUUUCCAACUCCAAAGGAUCACCAAUCAGAAGGUUCUGAUGAUAUGGAUGUAGAAGACUCACAUCGACCAAGGUUUAGAGAGGAUACAGUUGUUUGUCGGUUUGUUGGUUCUGCUAUUUUGGAUGAACCAGAGGUGGAAAAUGCCUGUCACCAUGGCUUGGUUGACCCCACAAUCAACUUGAAGGAGGCCAUGGAUGAUAUCAAUAACAUGUUUGGGAAGCCCAUGGAUUUUGUGAGGACAAGGAGAUCAAUAAAACAGGACAAAACUCCUAAAUCAAUGAAUGACUUUGGUGGCUUUUCAAUUCUUCCUGAUGAAGACUUGAAAAAUGAACCCCCAAUUAAGCAAAUGCCUAAGUUAUCGGGAAAGCCAAGAGGUUUUGACUUGUUUGAGCCUACUAUGGUUACCAAGGAGGCUCUGGAUGAUAUUAACAAGAUGUUUGGAAUGCCUUUGGACUAGUAAGGUCUAUGAAUUAUGAAAUCUGUUGUUGUAAGAAUUUGAUAGCGUGUAAUGGCGCAGUCUUUAAAUGUGAAAACUUGAGUGAUUUUUUUGUCUA
Molecule: messenger RNA, 1817 nt
Organism: Cannabis sativa
Lineage: Eukaryota; Viridiplantae; Streptophyta; Magnoliopsida; Rosales; Cannabaceae
Exons: 5
Coding region: 110-1720 (536 amino acids)
Biological process (GO): mitotic spindle assembly checkpoint signaling; meiotic sister chromatid cohesion, centromeric
Molecular function (GO): protein kinase activity
Source: RefSeq, a predicted model, not a curated record